Messenger RNA from Sinocyclocheilus anshuiensis, 1380 nucleotides. Its product is annotated as gastrula zinc finger protein XlCGF57.1-like. The transcript has 2 exons. Gene Ontology annotation, biological process: regulation of transcription by RNA polymerase II. Gene Ontology annotation, molecular function: DNA-binding transcription activator activity, RNA polymerase II-specific; RNA polymerase II cis-regulatory region sequence-specific DNA binding. The coding region runs from base 66 to 1025 and encodes 319 amino acids. Gene Ontology annotation, cellular component: nucleus. Lineage: Eukaryota; Metazoa; Chordata; Actinopteri; Cypriniformes; Cyprinidae. The record is from RefSeq and is a predicted model, not a curated record.
GGAGAUAUGACGUCAUAAAGCUGCGCCGCGCUCCCGCGUCUGUGAUUCGGCUGAAGAAAGACCUGAUGGCACUGAAAGAGGAGGGGGAGGUACUGAAUGAAAUUGAGGAGAAAGAUCAGUAUGAGAAUCUUCAUGAUUUCAUAACCGGAGAAAAAUCUUUUUGUUCCUUACAGUCUGGAAAGACUUCCACACGAAAAAUAGCUCAAAAGACAGAAACUAGGAAUUAUUUUGCUUGCUUUCAGUGUGGAAAGACUUUCAAUCAACAAGGAAAACUUAACAGGCACAUGAAAAUUCACAAUAGAGAGAAGCCUAACAGAUCCCCUCAGUGUGAAGAGAGUUUCAAUGAAAAUGGAAACCUUGAUGUCCACAGCCCUUUUACCUGCCAACAGUGUGGAAACAGUUUCACUAAUAAAGGAAGCCUUAACAAGCACAUGAGAGUUCACACUGGAGAGAAGCCUUACACAUGCAAUCAGUGUGGAAAGAGUUUCAGUUUUCAUGGAAACCUUAAAGUUCACACGAGAAUUCACACUGGAGAGAAGCCUUUCAUCUGCAAACAGUGUGGAAAGAGUUUCAGUCAACAUGUAAAUCUUGAAUCUCACAUGAGAAUUCACACUGGAGAGAAGCCUUUCACCUGCAAACAGUGUGGAAAGAGUUUCAGGCAACCUGGAAAUCUUGUUCACCAUAUGAGAAUUCACACUGGAGAGAAGCCUUUCACCUGCAAACAGUGUGGAAAAAGUUUCAGUCAACCUGGAACCCUUAAUUACCAUAUGAGAGUUCACACUGAAAAGAAACCCUUCACCUGCCUUAAAGUCCACAGGCGAAUUCACACUAUGGAGAGAUUUUUUACCUGCCAACAGUGUGGAAACAGUUUUACUCAUAAAGGAAGUCUUAACAGGCACAUGAGAACUCACACUGAGGAAAAGCCUUACAUAUGCCCUCAGUGUGGAAAGAGUUUCAGUCAAGAGCGAUACCUUGAAAUUCACAUGAGAAUUCACACUAGAGAGAAGUUUCAACCGAAAAGGUAACCUUCAGUGCCACAUGAAGAUUUACUCAAGAGGGACCUGUUUAAAUGUUAAGUGUUGUAUGAGUUUUACAGACAAGAAAAGCCAAAGAAUCAUUCAGAGACAUCGGAGGGAAGCCUGUCAUGUGCCAUCACUGUGGAAAGAGUUCCAGAAACAAAGCAAAUCUUGAGUUUCACAUAAGCUGGAUGAUGGCAUAACAUCUUCCGUAUAGCUGCUUUACAGCUGAAUCGCAUUUUGCAACAUUGACAUUUGUUAUAUUUAACAAAUAACCCCUAACACCCCUCACCCAACCAACAAGCCAACUAUGACUUCCCCCGAAAUGCAACUAAUGCCUCAAAAAGGCAGAACAGGCCUCUGG